CGGCCCUGGAGCUUUAGAGUGUCCUUCAUCCCAAACUCCAGUUCCAUAUUCUCUUUGUUUGAAACCUUGGAAAUCAAAUCUGAUUGUUGGUCUCUAGGUCAAACCAACCCAAUUGAAUAUUAUCUGGACAUAAUCCCUUCAUCCUCCACAUCAGCUCCAAACAAGUUCUUGUAAAAUAGUGCGCAUGUAGGAAUGGAUCCUACCACGAGAAUCCCGAUUCUGAAAACCUGCCCCUGAGUCUGAGAGAGCCUUGAGCCACCCGUUCCUAAAUUCAAUUAAACUUACGAGCUCUGCUUCGAUUCACUUAUUUCAUUCGGACGAGAAAGAGAGGGAGAGUGAAUGAACAUGGCAACCAAUCGAGAUGGAGUUUCUUUCGAUGAUAUCAGUCUUCUUCUGUAGAUGGAGACUCGUCGCCUCGCCGUUCUCUGCUCUCACCUUCGUCAGGUUGAUUCGGGCUCGUCAAUUUCUACUUCUACCUCGACGAAAUGGCCUAGAUCGACCUGUAUUUCGCAGGUUUCCACGUCGAACUGUGUUGCCACCUUGGGUGAUCGACGUAUUCAAGAUUCUAAGAAGGUUAAUGAAGAGAAGGAUUGCAUUUUCUGCAGGAUUAUAGUAGGCGACUCCCCUGCAUUCAAGCUCUAUGAAGAUGACACGUGCCUUUGCAUUUUGGAUUUAAAUCCUCUGAGUCAUGGACACUCUCUUAUUAUUCCAAAAGCACACUUUUCAUCCUUGGAAACAACCCCUCCUUCUGUGGUUGGAGCCAUGUGUUCUAAAGUGCCCUUUAUUAGCAAUGCAAUUAUGAGAGCUACUCAAUGUGCUUCAUCCAUGGAAAUUUUGGACAAUGCAGAUUCUUUUAACUUGAUUGUUAACAGUGGAGCAGCUGCUGGCCAAGUUAUAUUUCAUACACAUCUGCAUAUAAUUCCUCGUAAAGCACGUGAUCAGUUAUGGAAAUCUGAGAGUUUUAGGAGGAAGCCCCUGAAGUUGGAUGAGGAAGUGACGCAACUUGCAGAUCUCAUUCAAAAACUGCUGAGGUUUGCAGAUGACAAAAGCAAAGCUGGCAAUACUGAAUAGUCCAGUUCUGCUAAACUAUCUGGGUAUGAGUGCCAUUUGUAUUUUAUGUGUACCAUGAUAAAGCAUGCAUUCCAUUUUUUUUGACACCAUAUAAUGAGUUGCUGUGACAAAUUUGAGGACUUCCUUUAAUAACUGUACAGUAAUUGAAUUCCAUGAUGCUUAAGAAAUAAUUAUUUCUGUUGGCUUGGCAUGUCACAAAUUGAUGACACAACUAUAAUCACUGUAUAGUAAUUGAAUUCCAUGGUUAAAAAAUUAUUGUUUCUGUUGGCAAAA
Macadamia integrifolia is the source of this 1344-nucleotide messenger RNA. Its product is annotated as adenylylsulfatase HINT3. Gene Ontology annotation, biological process: purine ribonucleotide metabolic process; sulfur compound metabolic process. Lineage: Eukaryota; Viridiplantae; Streptophyta; Magnoliopsida; Proteales; Proteaceae. The transcript has 7 exons. Gene Ontology annotation, molecular function: adenylylsulfatase activity. The record is from RefSeq and is a predicted model, not a curated record. The coding region runs from base 400 to 1071 and encodes 223 amino acids.